ACUUCUAUAUAAAUUUAUUUUUUUCGCGAUAUUUGUGAAAAUUGUGUAUACUAAACACGCCUUCUGUCUUUAACUCUGCAAUAAAUAAUAUAUACAAAUAUCUAAAUUAUUUUAUAUAAACUUUUAAUUUUAAUAAUCGAAAUAUAUAAAUAUGUUUGGUGGUACAAAGCCUACGUUUGGAUCUACCACCACAAACACUGGAUUUGGCACAUUUAGCAGUACGCCAACAACUGCGCCAUUCGGUCAGUCUGCAUUUGGAAAACCGGCGACAUCAGCUUUUGGCACGACAUCAACUUUUGGAGCUCAACAGCCCACCACGUCGUUAUUUGGUACUAAUGCAGCACAACAACAGACGACUGGUUUGUUUGGUGCGUCGAAUACAUCUUCAGCUUUUGGCGCAACAACAACAACGCAGCCAACUUUCGGUGGAUUUAGUCAACCGCAGCAAAAUACUUCAAUAUUUGGAACUACACAACCCGCUGCUAACACAAGUUCACUUUUUGGACAGUCUUCAACUUCAGCAUUUGGUUCUACAGUUAAACCAAGCGGUUUAGGUGGGUUUGGUCAAACAGCGCAACCUACCUCUUUAUUUGGGCAAACUGCACCAAGCACUUCUAGUUUUGGUAGUUUUGGUCAAACAGCUCCAGCAAAUACAAGUGUAUUUGGCAGUACAACAACGAGUGCUUUUGGACAAACUACUGCAGCGGCCGGUGGUGUGAAUUCCGGCAGUUCCAUCGCAAAAUAUCAACCAACAAUAGGCACUGAUACCCUUAUGAAAGGUGGCCAACCAAAUAAUGUUAAUACUAAACAACAUUGUAUAACUGCUAUGAAAGAGUAUGAAAAUAAAUCACUUGAAGAAUUACGUAUGGAAGAUUAUCUUGCCAAUCGAAAAGGACCACAGAGCGGUACUGCACCCGCCGGUGGAUUUUUUGGUACAAAUACGCAAGGUACACCAAGUACUGGACUUUUCGGUUCAACUACACAACCAACAACUGGUCUUUUCGGCCAACCUGCUGCCGGCGGUGAAAAUAAAAAUUUAUUUGGUACAAGUGCUUUUGGUCAGUCUACAACCUCUGCAUUUGGGCAAACACAACCACAGAGCAGCUUUUUGGCUAAACCAUUUGGUGCAACCGCGGGUUUUGGUACUACAACAACAGAUGCCGCAGCCAAUCCCUUUGGUCAAAAGCCUGCUUUUGGAGCUAGUACGACGGGUGGUUUAUUUGGACAAACACCUGCAGCUAGUACAGCACCUGCUUUCGGACAGACAACUACUGGAUUUGGUGGAUUUGGCAGCACUGCUGGUACACAACAAACUUCCUUAUUUGGCGCACCAGCUGCAGAUGCAAAUAAGCCAGCUUUUGGCUUAGGCGCAACAUCAACUGCGAACACAGGGUUUGGCGGAUUUGGAACACCUGCAACAAGUACAGCUGGAGGAGGACUAUUUGGUGCUAAGCCAACUACAGGAUUUGGAGCUACAACAGGAUUCGGAGCCACAUCUACAGCCAAUACCGGCUUCAACAAUUUUUCAAUGAAUAAUACUGGUGGCGGUUUAUUUAAUUCAAACCUCAAUAAACCGGCCACAUCCGCAUUCGGCGGCUUCAAUACCCAAACAUCUGCGGCACCAUUGAAUUUUAAUACAGGCUCUACGGGUACUUCACUUUUUGGCAAUACUGCUGCUAAACCAUUAUUUGGCAAUACACUUGGAAAUACGAGCACGGGAGGAGGAGGUCUUUUUGGUGGAACAACAGCAUUCGGUGUUAAUAAUUCUGUAGGCUUAGGUGGAAGCACACUUGGUGCGAACAAUUCUACAUUAGGAAUUUUAGGCGGAGCUGCACCUCAACAAGCUGUACCUAUACAUCAACAAAUUUUAUUGAAGGUUACUUCUCCUUAUGGUGAUAAUCCAAUAUUUAAGGACCUGAAAAGAACAGACGAGACAGAUGCAUCGCGACCAACAAAUCCUAUAGCGCAACAAACGUUACUGGAAUCGAAAAAUUCAGAUUUCAAAAUAUCAUCGAAAGCAAGUCAAUUUAGUAUAAAAGUUAAACCAGUUGGAAGCGCAUUAACGAAAAAGUCACUUUUUGAGGGAUUGGAAGAGUAUGAUUCAAGUGUUGAAAGUUUUAGCUUAAAACCCAAUGCUAGACGUUUGAUAAUUAAUCCAAAGCCGAAUACUUCAACACCAGAAGCUGCAAUAAAUAAUGAAAGGAAAACUAUAGAGAGUCCUUUGCGCCAAAUUAAUAAUUUAACUACUGGUUCAAAUGGUAAUGAACGUAAUGAUUCAUAUUAUGCUGAUAAUGCAGUAACAACACCGACGUCAAUUGCGGUUGCUACUAGCACUGCUGUAACAAAUGACAACGAUGCAAAUCGACGCGAAUCGUGGCUGCAUCCAAAUAAUUUGAAUAAAGUGCGACAGCAAAAUAAGGAUGCAGAAAAUAACGCAAAUCACAACAACACACUUAUAGAGUUAAUGCCACGUAAACCUAUAGAAACGUACCGUCCUGCAAGCAGAUUAUCAAUGUCUACAGUGCCUGAAAAUCCUUUUGAAGAAACAAGUGGAACUGUUCGUAGAGACACAUUAUCAUUUACAGAUAACAAUGAAAGUUUAUUUUCGAAUCGGUCUUUUGGUCAUGAUGAACGCUCAAUAAUAGACAAUCAAGAAGACUACGAAGAGCAUCCUACCGGUAUUACUCUAAGCAGAGUUGGAUAUUACACUAUACCACCAUUGGAAGAAUUGAAGUCAUAUAUAUCGGAAGAUGGCAGUUGCAUUGUACCAAACUUUACAGUUGGUCGGGAAGGUUAUGGUAAUGUAUAUUUUGCAAAAGAAAUGGAUGUGUCUAAUUUAAAUUUGGAUGAAAUUGUACACUUCCGUAACAAGGAAAUAAUAAUAUACCCUGACGAUGAUAAUAAACCACAAGUUGGUUACGGUUUAAAUCGUGAAGCUCAGGUUACUUUAGAUAAAGUUUGGCCACAUGAUAAAACAAAGCACGAACCCAUUAAAGAUCCAGAACGUUUAUUAGAAAUGGAUUGGGAGGCAAAAUUAAGAAAAGUUUGCGAUAAGAACGAUACACGCUUUAUUGAGUAUCGACCAGAAACUGGUAGUUGGGUAUUCCGUGUUAAACAUUUUUCAAAAUAUGGUUUAAAUGACAGCGAUGAAGAAGAUGAUCCAGUACCGACUGAUCCGAAAAAAGCAAAAUUAGUGCCAGGUGCAAAUCAACAACCUUUAGAUAAAACUAAAACAGUGGCAACAAAAAAAGUAAAUGGUGAUGCUACUGGUAUUGUCGAUCCCAAAAAUAAUGCAUCAGGAGCAACUGCUUAUUUUCCUAUGGAUGAAUCCGCAGAAUUUAUGUUCAUGGAUAAGACACAAUUUCUUCAAAACAAUUCCAAUGAUUAUAGUAUGUCAAUGCAGGAUAAAAAUGCGAACAAAUUCACAUAUAUGAGUCCCACUGCUGCUUUAGCUAAAGAAGCAGGCACCGAUGCACAUAAAGUACAAUUAAUGAAAGCAUAUUUAUUCGAUGAUGACGAUGAUAAGUCAAUUUCAUCCGAUAUUGAGAAUCAAUACACAUUUGAUCAAAACAGCAAUAAAGGGUCUGGGGCUUUGCGAAACUAUGAUAUGCGUUCCAAUGUUUUGCGUUCGCUACAUAAAGAAUCAACUGUAAAUCUCUCUGAUAAUUUUUCCGAAGCUUCAAGUCAAAUGGAUUUUGGUAUGCACGGUACUCCACUUCCACCAGAAUCGUCUGCAGCUUCAAUAUUAAGCAUACAACGUGAAUUACACACAAAAACACCAGUUGCUGAAAGUGAAGAUAACGCUCUUGUACCAGUAACAACACAGAAAUUCCCAAUAUUUGAUAUAAAACCAAAAGUAGCUCAGAUCAAAAGUUUUGCAUUCGAAUCACCACUUAACAAAUCAAUCGCUGGACACUUAAAAGGAAAAUGGGCAUCUGAUUUAGGCCUAUUUAACGCUAGACGUUUUAAAUUAGGUUUUGGACCACAAAAUACAUUAGUUGUUCCAAAUACAAAAAAUAAUAUUAUAAGAGAUAUAAAAGAAGAUAAUUUAUUAAGCAUAACACCGUUCCUUUUUAAACAACGAGCGCUUAAUGAUUACUCACCGACAAUUCUACAGCACAUAAAGAUUACAGCUACUGAAUGUUAUGACAAUUUCAAAGAUACUGUUGUAGAGCACUUGCAAAUCCAAUUACGUAGUUCACUACAGAAGGAUGUCGAAGGCAGUGAUUGUCCAUGGAUUAAGUCUGAUAAUGGUACAGAUUUAAUUGUCAAACAUCUAGAUGAAGCUAUUAAACAAAUCAAUAAUGGUAGUUUCGAAGAGUAUGCUGUGACGGUUUGGUCUCUUUGUUUGGCAUUGUGGGGUGAUCAUGAAGAACUAGAGGGUCAAGAUGCAGAUUCACAUUUUACUGUUAUGUGCCGUCGAUCUUUGUUGUCGAAGUGGUUGGAAAAUUUAUUAACCGACAGUGAUUUGUUAACAAAAAAUAUUACAACAAAUACAUAUUUAGAUCAUAUGCUAGCAUUAAUAAGCUGUCAUAAAGUAACAGAAGCGUGCGAAUUAGCUUUUCUGUAUGACGAACCCAAUUUAUCGCUUUUAUUAGCGCAAUUAUCUUCUGGGCCUGCUGUACGUCAAUUAAUGGAAGAUCAACUUGCUGCGUGGCACAAAAAUGAUGCUGAUAAAUUUAUUGCAUUAGAACGACUCAAAAUGUAUAUGCUAGUUGCUGGUAUAUCAAUUAUGGAUUCUGCACAUGGACCAAUAAAUAUAUUAGAGAAUAUUAGUUGGCUUAAAGCAUUAGCUAUUCAAUUGUGGUAUAUAUCACAACCAACUGCGUCUGUAACAGAUGCUUUGGCAGCAUACGAUAAAAGUUAUCAAAAUGAGGAGUACUUUUCAUUAGCGCCUACAGCACAUUAUUUAUCUUCUAAUAAUGAAGAGAAGAGCAUAGCGUCAAGAAUUUAUGACUUGCGUUAUCAUCUACUGAAACUUAACUCAAAACGUAGUUACCCGCUGGAGAGUUUAUUAAAUCCAGCAACACAUACUACGGAUCCAAUGGACUAUCGCUUGAGUUGGCUAUUAUUACAAACGCUUGAAGCGUUAGGCUACCAACAUUGUUCUGAAUCUUGUGUAAAUCAGUUACACAUAAGCUUCGCUGCACAAUUAGAAAAUAACGACCUUUGGGAAUGGGCAAUAUUUGUGUUGUUGCAUAUAAAGAACCGUAACAAUCGUGAAAUAGCCGUACAAAAUAUACUUUAUCGCUAUGUUAGUGUAUCUUAUGAGGUGUCCCUAAAUGAGAAAGAGAAAUUUGUGAUUAAUAACUUAGGUGUGCCAGAGAAAUGGAUUGAUUAUGCUAAGGCCGUUAAAGCGGGCGCUUUGCGUAAAUAUCAUUUGCAAGCCAAAUACUUAUUAAAAGCAAAACAAUGGAAUUUAGCGCAUGAAAUAAUUUAUCAACAUAUAGCACCAGAUGCGGUAAUAAAUGAUGAACUUGACUAUUUGCAUGAAUUGUUAAGUCAGUUUGAAACCGAAAAUGUUAAUAACUCAGUGAAAGUACCAAGUUGGAGUAAUCAGGGACAAAUUUUCUUGGAUUUCAUUGACAUAAAUGAAAAAUUUAAAAAUCUUAAAAGCCUUAGGAGUGAAGCGGAUAUUGAAGCUCGCUGGGAAAAUCUAAAGCAUCCAUUAGCAGAAUUAUGUUCACGUAUUAAUCUUCUGCCAUGCCCCACAGCUAAACAUCGUUUAUGCCAAAGUGAAAUUGCACAAAAUUUAGCAUGUUUAGUACGUGGCGUUUUGUUGGUUUGUAGUGGACUUAAUCCAUGCCAAAUUAUUAAAUUUGCAUUGGAACGUUUGCCUUUACCGCAAGAAUUCGCACAACAAGAGUUACGCGCAUUGCUGGACGCUAUAGUUGCCGAUAUGGGUAAAAUAAAUACAUUCGAUCGUGACGCAGUUAUCAUUAAAUGAUACAAUUACAAAUAAAUAAAAAACAAAUUUUUUUUAAGCUUGGAAGUAUGUAUCAUAUAUAUGUGUAUUAAAUAUUGUAAUUAACUUCAUUUGUUACAUCAUUAGGUUAUUUUAUUUAGUUUAAAUUAAGAAUCAAAGUUUAAUUUUUUAUACACAUUAAUAACAGUUUGUAUCUUAAAUUUAGUUCAUUUGCAAAGCAUAUUUGU
Molecule: messenger RNA, 6153 nt
Organism: Teleopsis dalmanni
Lineage: Eukaryota; Metazoa; Arthropoda; Insecta; Diptera; Diopsidae
Product: nuclear pore complex protein Nup98-Nup96-like
Exons: 14
Coding region: 152-5947 (1931 amino acids)
Biological process (GO): post-transcriptional tethering of RNA polymerase II gene DNA at nuclear periphery; RNA export from nucleus; protein import into nucleus
Cellular component (GO): nuclear pore; nuclear pore cytoplasmic filaments
Molecular function (GO): structural constituent of nuclear pore
Source: RefSeq, a predicted model, not a curated record